AUGACAUGCAGACAGUACUACAGUAGGCUACCUUCUAUCCAGAACAGACGGUGGAGGGAGUGGGAGGAGGGGAUUUGUUUCUCUCACCAGGCAGCAUCACGUACGGGAGGGGCGGCAGCCCACAUAGCAGCCCGUGGACGGCGGCUGCCACCGACCCUGACUGCGGUUGCACCAGAGGCCGUCCGCGGCCUGUACCCGGCAGACAGCAAACUUCUCCACUUUUCCCCCACCGCCCACCCUGUCGUCUGCGACGCUGCGUGCAAGAUGUACCGCACAAGAACUUCGACGAUCGAGCUCUAUGAGGCGAGCAACGCACGUCUUCCCCACCCUGCCACUUGCCUGCCAAGGUCCGUGCGACCUAGAGCCGCCACGGUGCCUCAGCUCUCCUCUUUGCGAAGCUCGCAUACUCACACUGGCACUGGCGCGGGAGAUCCCUCAAAACCGCGAGCAUGCACGGGGUGCAGAUAUCCCUUCCCUAGCUGGCAGUUUCGCCCACCGACUUCCCGUGCCGACUUCCACGCCGCCACACCACGCCGCCGCCCUCGAAUUCCGCGCUGCCACCCACUGUUCGUGCACCCGCGGCACACAUGGUAUAAGCCGAAGCAGUACGUCAUGUGCGCCGUAUAGUCGCGCGCCCGCCGCUAAUCUCACGUGCCCGUCUCCUCACAUCUGGUCUUUGUCGCCUGACAGCCCGGCGGCAGAGUCGGACCGCAGACCGCACGUCCUGCCAGGCAGCGACAGCGGGCAGUCAGUUUCUGGUAUGGGCGGCGACCCCGGCUCGCUGGACGGAAGUCAAAAGUCGCCGCAAGUUGCAGACAGGCUCGCGGCUCUGCGGGCACGCGGUCUCGACUGCUCCUCGGAGUCGCGAAUAGUCAGGCACCCGCAGCAUCCUCUCGCCCGCGCGAACACGAGAUAUACGGUAUGUACUCGCGUGACUUCUGUGCACGCGAUAUGCCUGACCAGCGCUGCACAACUCGCAGCUCGGCGCUCGAACCCUCCCUCGCAACGCGAACGCGGACCUGACUCCAUGGUCGUUGGCGGGCUCGCAAUUCACGGUACGUACUUGUGAUGCUCCGAGUUCGGCGCACGCCCGAGGAUGCGGUGCGCGGCCUCGCAGGGCAAUCACCGGCGAGAUCUGGAGAUUUGAAGUAGAUACGCGAGAUCAGUGUCGAUGUCGAGGUCGCGCGAGAGUAGGAGCGACGUGCGAGAACGUACGAGUCGCGGUCGGCGCAGCUGUUCCGCGCGGAGGACGAGAUGCGCAGCCCGAGCACC
Trametes versicolor FP-101664 SS1 is the source of this 1272-nucleotide messenger RNA. RefSeq lists its product as uncharacterized. The record is from RefSeq and is a predicted model, not a curated record. NCBI's taxonomy places the organism in Eukaryota, Fungi, Basidiomycota, Agaricomycetes, Polyporales, Polyporaceae. The transcript has 5 exons. The annotation marks the transcript as partial.